Molecule: messenger RNA, 1279 nt
Organism: Ostrea edulis (European flat oyster)
Lineage: Eukaryota; Metazoa; Mollusca; Bivalvia; Ostreida; Ostreidae
Product: glycine N-acyltransferase-like protein 3
Exons: 6
Coding region: 363-1202 (279 amino acids)
Cellular component (GO): mitochondrion
Molecular function (GO): glycine N-acyltransferase activity
Source: RefSeq, a predicted model, not a curated record
UAUAGGCCCGGUCAACUUUUUCAAAAAAAUGGAAAUACCCCAUAUUUGAAGUGAUAUUACAUGUGUAAAAAUGUAUACAAUAAUUUUAGGAUGCAUGUCAAAUGUAGCUGAGUGCUUAAUAAAAAUGUUGAUAUACAACAUGUAGGUGUCACCAUGAUUCCUAGCUUAUAGAUUGGUGCAAAUACGAAACUAAGACACGUGGUCAGUUGCUGAAGAAAUUCCGGUGAAAACAUGCAGGGUCUAGCAAAAGGUCUGUAGCUGUGAGAGAAGGUGGAUGGCCCCAUAUGAGAGUGACUUGGAGCUGAUGAGCAGCACAGAUUGUGGUGGUUCUGAAUAUCAACAUACUUUUACUGUAAAACAAAAUGGCGGUACAUGAGUUGAACUCAACAGAAUAUGCCACUAUGGAAACGGAAUUGGAAAAAGAGUUGCCUUACUCCAUCUGUGUUUUUAGCCAUUUCAAAUUACUGAGGAGGGGUUGGUUGACUGAUAAAGCAGUUCUCGUGGAUAGUUGGCCAGAUUUCACUGCAGUUGUCAUCGUGGAUAGCAAGAGGAAGAAAACUUUGCCAUACGCAGUGUCCUUCUGCAAACAACCGGAUUCCUGUCAAUUUCUGGAGAUCUUGCUACGACAUGCUUUUGAAGUGCUGUCAUCACCUUUAUUCAUUACUGGCUGUACAGAUGCUGUGAUAGAUGCAUUGGUUAACCGUUUCAAAGAUGCAGAAACCUCUCCUGUUAAAAAAUUCAGUGAAGGAGUAGCUUUUACACUUCCUCCUGACAAAAUAGUUCCUCUAGAAGCUCCAGAUGGACUCAGAAUCUCCAAAUUAAAGCAAUCUCAGGUAGAAAAUGUUUACAACUCGUGGGAAUAUACAGAGGAAUAUGAGCGACAUGCAGACUUGAGGUACUGGAUAAGGUACCACAUCUCCAAUUUCCACACCGUCUGUAUCGAGACCGAGGAUGGACGUCCUGUUGCCUGGGAACUUCAACAAGAAUAUGGUGGGAUUGGGAUGUUGUACGUGGAACCUGAGUACAGAAGAGCCAAUCUUGGAAGCGUUGUCACGAGAACACUCGCUGGAAAACUGGUUAAAGACGGUGAAUCAGUGUUUGCUUUUGUUGAAGACAGCAACGAGACAUCAAUUAAUUUCCACAAGAAAAAUGGUUACGUACUUAUGCCUUUCAAAGCUUCAUUUGCAAUCUACAAUUUGUAGCAACGAACAGCAAAUUUUUCUCACAGAAUAUCUACAGAGGACAAAUAUUGAGACCUUAAUAUAGCGAGUAAAGAGAA